AUGGACCGGGAACGUUUUCUGCUCACUUCCUGGCUGUACAAGAAGUCCGGCAGAUUAGUAUUUCUUGGUCUGGGCAAUGCUGGAAAAACGACGCUUCUGCAUAUGCUGAACGAGCACAGACUGGGUCUGCAUGUGCCGACCUUUGACCCCACCUCAGAAGUGCUGAGGAUCGCUGGUGUGACCUUCAGCUCCUGUGAUCUGACUCGAGGGGAGUGGAGGAAGCUUCUCCCAGCCAUGAGCGGCAUCGUCUUCCUGGUGGACUGCGCAGAUUACGCCAGGCUGCCCGAAUCCAAAACAGAGCUUGACGCACUAAUGACAGAUGAAACCAUUGGAAAUGUACCCAUAUUGAUCCUCGGCAACAAGAUCGACAAACCUGAAGCCAUCAGUGAGGAGAAACUGCACGAGAUCUUUGGCCUGUACGGUCAGACGACGGGAAAG
Messenger RNA from Sinocyclocheilus grahami, 438 nucleotides. RefSeq names its product GTP-binding protein SAR1b-like. The transcript has 5 exons. The record is from RefSeq and is a predicted model, not a curated record. Gene Ontology annotation, biological process: intracellular protein transport. Gene Ontology annotation, molecular function: GTP binding; GTPase activity. NCBI's taxonomy places the organism in Eukaryota, Metazoa, Chordata, Actinopteri, Cypriniformes, Cyprinidae. The annotation marks the transcript as partial.